Messenger RNA from Anopheles stephensi (Asian malaria mosquito), 1177 nucleotides. RefSeq names its product sugar transporter SWEET1-like. Bases 130 to 813 code for a protein of 227 amino acids. The record is from RefSeq and is a predicted model, not a curated record. Gene Ontology annotation, cellular component: membrane. The transcript is spliced from 4 exons. Lineage: Eukaryota; Metazoa; Arthropoda; Insecta; Diptera; Culicidae. Gene Ontology annotation, biological process: carbohydrate transport. Gene Ontology annotation, molecular function: sugar transmembrane transporter activity.
UCUUCUCUCGCAGUUAGCAUCCUGCCGGUGUCUGCGUUGGAUGAGAUCUUUCGAGAGUUCCUCGAAUCGACAUCAGCCGAUGCAGCUUAGUUGUACGGUUCGCCAGUCUGCGUUGUCAUUUGGUGAGCCAUGUUUAGCACGACACUAUUAGCCGGUCUCGAACCGUACCGGGAGCGGAUCGGACAGGCAGCCGGGUUUCUCACGGUUGCUCAGUACGUAGCGGGCUGGUUCAUUUGUAAUGACAUUCGACGACGAGGAACGACGGUCGGUGUUUCACCGGUUCGGUUCAUCGGUGGAUGCGGACUCUCCAUUCUUCAACUGCAGUACUCUCAGAAGCUUCAAGCUCCGGCACUAAUCUGGACGAGUAUUAUUACACUAACCUUUUCAAUACUUUACUCGCUUUGGUACUGUUGGUAUACGCCGCGCAGUUUGAGAAGCUCGUUUUACAGACUCACGAUCGGCACGGCCACUGUUACGGCGGGUCUGUACGCGUAUGGCGCCCAGGGUGACAGUCCCGAAGUGAUGUACCGGCUUGGAAUGGUUUUGACAAUGCUGGCCCUUGCAUUCAUCGCGCUUCCGCUGGCUCAGCUCCGUUCAAUUAUUCGCGCCAAAAGCAGUGCCGGAUUGCCACUGCCGGCAAUACUCGCCUCCACCGGUGCAACUAUCCUGUGGCUGCUGUACGGGCUACUCAUCAACAACACGUUCAUAGUGGUCCAGAAAAUCAUAGCGAUGGGCUUGUGCAUGGUCCAGCUAUCGUUGUUCAUCAUUUAUCCAGCAGCCAAAGCUGACGGUAAGGGAAAAAAGCAACGCUAAUCCGCCGCGAAGGAUUCACGGCAAGCCGUAUCUUCAAUGUUGCUGUUUGGUGCGAAAGCUUGGUCCGUCUGCCGGACAGUUGAUAAGGCAUUUGUAACACAAAACGCAAGCAUCGUUUGUUCAUGGUUGCUUCUGGACGCUGCGCCAGGCUGUGUUGAGAUUUUACAUUGAAAGCCAGGCGGUGUUGCUUUUUUGUUAGAUUGCAAUACAAGGUGAGUUUAAAAAUAACUCUAUUGCAUGCGGCAGUUAGGAAAGUCUGUUCAAUUUUGAAUCCCAGACAGUUGCAUUUUUUUUAAAUCACCAGCGGAAAAAUCUACAAAAGUACUUAUUGCAAAUAUAAAGUAUCAUUUUUAUUACAAACGAA